AUGGCCGCUUACGAGAUCCGCUCCGGCGGCGACGUCAAGAACAAGAAGCAGAGCAUGGCAGACCUCAAGUAUCGCCGUUUGACAGAGCUGAACAGCCGCUUGAAAGAGGACUUGGAUCGCCCUCGCGUCAAGGUGUCUGAAGCUGCUCUCUCGCUCAUCAACUAUUGCAACAAUACUCGUGACUUCAUGGUCCCUUCUGUCUGGGGUCAAGUUGACAAGAGGGAAGAUCCCUACGCUCCUCAGCAGUCUGGUGGCUGCUGUACUGUAAUGUAA
This is a messenger RNA of Talaromyces proteolyticus, 273 nucleotides long. Its product is annotated as G-protein complex gamma subunit GpgA. Gene Ontology annotation, molecular function: G-protein beta-subunit binding. Gene Ontology annotation, biological process: G protein-coupled receptor signaling pathway. The transcript has 3 exons. Gene Ontology annotation, cellular component: heterotrimeric G-protein complex. Lineage: Eukaryota; Fungi; Ascomycota; Eurotiomycetes; Eurotiales; Trichocomaceae. The record is from RefSeq and is a predicted model, not a curated record. Bases 1 to 273 code for a protein of 90 amino acids.